AUGGCUGGUAAGCUUUCGUACUCCACUGUGGACAACGCAGUCAAACCACUUUGGGGUGGCAGCGCGCCCUCAAGCUGCGUCGCAAACCAUUUACAUGACCAGACGCUAAUGACAAGAUCAGAUGAACCACGACGCUCCGGUCGCGCCACCAAGGGCCAGCACAAGAACCUCGAGUUACCUCCCGAUGCCCCCGGCAAGAAAGGAAAAAGCAAGAGCCCCAAGGAGAGGAGCGCGAAGUUGUCUGCCGAACCUACCCCGGGUCCCAGUGAAGGAGAAGGAGAAGAGGAGGAGAUAAUCCGAUGCAUCUGUGGGGAAUAUGAAGAGGAGGAAGAUGUUGAGCGAGACAUGAUCUGCUGCGACCAGUGCUCGGCAUGGCAACACAACGACUGCAUGGGCUUGACGUUCGGCAAGGGCCAAGAACCAGAUCAGUACUACUGUGAACAAUGUCGGCCUCAAAAUCACAAGGCCUUGCUCGCCAAGAUUGCUGCUGGCGAGAAGCCUUGGGAGAAGGUUGCCGAGAGACGUCGCCAAGAAGCAGAGGAGAAGAAGUCCAAGCGCAAGAAGGGCAAGAAGGGAACCGCCCGCAAAGGAAGAAUGAGUGAGAGCAGGACAGAUGCAGGCACACCAGUACGUACUGCAACCUCGAGUACGCCUGGUCCCCAUGAAUCCCCUGCACCCGCUGUGUCUGCGUCAGCCGAGCCAGAGAAGAAUGGCCAUGCUGACUCUCGGCGAUCGAGUACGCACAAGCGCAAACUUGAAGAGAGUGCCGAGGCAGAGAAUGGUCCACAGGUCAAGCAGCAAAGGAUAUCACCCCAAUCGACCAGCGCAGCAGGUAUCCCAAUGUCGACUGAACCCCAAGUCAAGCCAGAUCCUACCCCUGAAGCACCCGUUGUUGGAAACCUGCAGGACCUUGUCCCUGCCCGCAAGAGUGUGGCUACAGCGCUCCUCAAGCUAUUUGUAGAACAGAUUGCCGCGGCCCAAAAGACCAAGGCUUUUACUUUGAGUGCCGGAAAGUCGGCGGAGGACGUUGCACGGCCACUCGCUUUAUCCAUUGAGGAUGCCAUGUACGAGAGUAUCUGCGGACGUUCGGGCGAUCCCACUGAACCAUAUAAGUCGCAAUUCCGCUCGAUCAACUUCAACGUAAAGAAGAAUGCUUCUCUACGAGAUCGUUUGCUUGUAGGUAGUCUCUCUCCAAAGGCGUUGUCUCAAAUGACAUCGCAGGAGAUGGCCAGCGAAGAGUUGCAGCAGAAAGACGCCGAGAUCAAGCGGGAAGCAGAACGUCAGCACAUGAUUAUCCAAGAUCAAGGCCCCCGGAUCCGACGCACGCACAAGGGAGAAGAAUUGAUCGAAGACGAGAACCAUGCCGCCAACGAUUCCGUCUUCUCUGCCGGACCCCGUCGUGCUACCGGCGAUGGUGAAGGCAGCCCAACUGCCAACAGUCCGUCCAGUCCAAAGGGACAGCGAUCCAAGAUUGACGGUCCCCAUCGUGGCGUCUCGCCAGAAGGUGCUCAUCAUGACCACGUCUUCCCGGAGGUUGCCGCAAACAUUCGUGAGUCGGUGCCCAGGGGCAGGGCCCAAGCAGACGCCGAGAUCGACCAACUUUUGCGAGACGACGAACCCGAUUCUCCUCCUUAUUCCCCAAAGGACUUUGAUGACGACGGCACUGUGUGGCGUGGAAAGGUCACAAUGUUCCCCAUCGGAGAGUUUUCCUCGUCCGCAAAGCAUGUGGGAGGCGCUGACUUGAGUGGCCGCAUCCCAUGGAGCCAGCUUUCGCCACCCACAAUGUUUGUUGACGGACGUAUCGAUAUCAAGCGGGCCACAGACUACCUCUGCGGUCUGCAAUUUAGCAAGUCUACCGACGUUUCUGUGAUUGCAGUCACCAGCCCUAGCCAACCCGAGGACCGCGCCGGUUUCGACAAGAUCUUUGACUACUUCCACAGCCGCCAACGCUACGGUGUGAUUGGAAAGCACCCCCUGUCUGCUGUCAAAGAUACCUACAUCGUCCCAAUGGAAGUCGGCACCACCAAGAUGCCCGAGUUCAUCGAACUACUUGAAAACAUCUCCCUGGAGGCGCCCAUCACUGAGCGCAUGCUUCUCACCGUCUUCGUCGUCAAGACUGGCGAGUCAACCCCUCCAUCCGUACAGCCAUCCUCCCACCAGGCCAGCCAGGAGCCACCCGUGUCCGCAAGCCCCCUCACAGCUGUAGCGGGAACCCCCCAACAGCCUCAUUUCAGCGCUGGAGUCGCACCGACUCCUCCCCAUUUCGGCGGAUACAACUCAACCAACGGAGCCCUCAACCAGCAAACGCCCACACCGGCAGCACAGAUCCCGCCUCAGCAGCCCCCGCUGACCGGCCUGCCCGCUGCUGUUCAAGUGUUAGGCUCUCAAGUUGAAGCGCCUGCUAUCCAACAAUUGUUGAAGACCGCACCUAACGUGGAAAUAGCGCAGCUGAACGUUGUCCGCGAAAUUCUGGCUCGCCAACCGGCGGCCGCAGCAUCCUACGACACCUUGAUGCAAGCUCUAUUUGAGACCCAAGCGAACGGCGGUCAAGUUCCUCAAUAG
Penicillium antarcticum is the source of this 2562-nucleotide messenger RNA. RefSeq lists its product as uncharacterized. Gene Ontology annotation, molecular function: RNA polymerase II transcription regulatory region sequence-specific DNA binding. Gene Ontology annotation, cellular component: nucleus. Bases 1 to 2562 code for a protein of 853 amino acids. Gene Ontology annotation, biological process: regulation of mRNA 3'-end processing; transcription antitermination; transcription elongation by RNA polymerase II. The record is from RefSeq and is a predicted model, not a curated record. NCBI's taxonomy places the organism in Eukaryota, Fungi, Ascomycota, Eurotiomycetes, Eurotiales, Aspergillaceae. The transcript has 2 exons.